AUGCCUGCUCGUCGAAAACAUUUCAACAACCGUUUCAAUCCAACGCCAAGAGCUCGGAGUCAAAGAAAGGUAAAAAAUUAAAAGUCGCUUGGACCUGAUUUCCUUGACCCUUCUGACCUGGGCUAUGGUUACUUGAAAGAUAGUUAUGCACCGAAAUGUUAUUUGUGUGAAUUUCAGUUGUCAUCAGACCUUCCCGAUGAACAUCUUACCUGUAGCAAAUGUAAUCUAAAGGUUCACCGGCGAUGUGGAAUUCCUGAUGAUACCGAAAACCUUAAUAUUCCCGAGGAAGAUUGGCUUUGCGACAAAUGUACAGCCGUGUGUUCAUUGUGUAAAUUAAAUAACGAAACCGAGCCUACAAUAAACUGUACCAUUUGUGAUACUCCGUUUCAUAUAAUCUGUAUUCAACUGUAUAGUGAUCAACCUAAACCUAAAAGACAAGGUUCAUGGGUUUGUAAGAACUGUGUUGAUGUAGCCAGUGAGAAAUAUAUUGACAACACUGAACCAGUCAAGGAAAAUACUAGUAGCAAUAUAAGUAAUUCUCAAGUUGAUCGAAUCAGUAUAACAAAUGGUAAAAGCCUCACACUGUUGGCACCCAAUUUACAUGAUACUGAUAAAAUUAGGCAACCAUCAUCAGAGGAAUCAUUGAUUGACAAUUUACCAGCAAUUGGAAUACUAGAUGAUUCAGAAUCAACUUUAAUCAAUGAAAUUGAACCAAGUAAAGCGGAGAUAGCUGAUUAUCACGCUUAUGUAUCAAAUAGACUCGCUAAAAUGGUUAAAGGCCUUGAUAUGGAUCCAGAUCCUCAAAACUGGACAACCGAUGAUGUUGAAUCUUAUGUUAAAGAAAUUGGUUUCCCUGAUCAAGCUCAUCUAUUUAAGGAACAAUUAAUUGAUGGUCGAUCACUACUUCUAUUAAGACGUGUUGAUGUUGUCAAAGGUUUAUCAAUGAAAUUAGGACCAGCUCUAAAAAUCUAUGCUCAUAUUAAUCAAUUACAAGAGAUUGACAUAGUUCCAGCUUUUAAUUCACUAAAAUCAAGUCAAUCAUCGGAUAAUUUAAAUAACCAAAUUUAAAAUGCAUCUAUUUUUUGUUUCUCUUUCUCUUUCUCUUUCUUUUCUCUUUCUUUUUCUCUUUCUUUUCUCUUUCUUUUUCUCUCUCCUGUUCUUGCUCAAAUAUCAAGCCAUUCAUCGAUAUCAUCAUUAACUACAAUUAGCACCAAUUACACACAAUCAAAUAUCAUUUGCAAAUGCAUAAAAACCCACCCCACCUUCAACUUUGCCACCUCAAUGUUUAAACAGCAAAUCCCUUCAACUACAAUAGACCUGAAGAGUUAAUUUUGUAUCAUUAUUUAAUUAUAUGCAAAAUAGCAUAUUUUUGAUGGUAUUUAGAUUAUCUAAUUUAUAUAAUUUUAAUGAGAAUCGGCUAAUUAAUCAAUUAGACUUGGACAAACUAACCAAAACAAAAAUCUCCCUUUGCAAAGGAUAAACAUUGAAACUGAAUCAAUCAAUAUGAAACCAACUGUUGAACCAAUGAACAUCUCUCAUUGUUCAAUAAUAACAAUUAAGAGACACUUAAUCAAUUCAAUUAAUAACAAUGAUGAUCAAGAUGAUGAUAAAUAAAAAUUGAGAUAACAAAUUAA
This is a messenger RNA of Panonychus citri (citrus red mite), 1634 nucleotides long. RefSeq names its product polyhomeotic-like protein 2 (gene Lint-O). Lineage: Eukaryota; Metazoa; Arthropoda; Arachnida; Trombidiformes; Tetranychidae. The record is from RefSeq and is a predicted model, not a curated record. The transcript is spliced from 6 exons. Gene Ontology annotation, molecular function: protein binding.